GUCUGCUUACAGUGCUGUAAAAUAUAGACCUAAUUAAAUAGGUUGGCAGCACCACUUUGUGUGUGACGUCAUUAUAGCCUGGGCAGUAUUGACAAGCUGUAUGGCGGCAACGAAUUGUAUCGUAACUGACUUGUCACUAAAUACCGGUUACUUGACUGACUAGUGCAACGAGUUGGCAGCCUUACUUUGACAACAACAUAUAACUCACAAUAAUGCACUAGAUUGCAGCAGCUGAUUGAAUUGUAGCGCAGGUGUCACCAGCCACAACAGACACCCAUCGAAACAACAGCACCAUCAUUAGCGACAUCAACAACAACAACAAAAACAACAACAACAUCAGCUGUACAAACAUUAAUUUAAGACAAAUUCGGGGUGGGGGGCUGACGACUGACUACGGAAGACGGUCGCCUAAAAUACACGGAAGUGUUUUCUUGUUAGAAACUCGAUUGAAAAUCACCUUCGGUGCGUAUUGAGCCAUGGCCGAUGCUGGUGGCAUGCCCGAAAAUGCGGCCGAAAUAGCUGUAGCAAAUGCAAUCAAUAACAUCAACGGCCGCAAUCGUGUGCUCGCUGGCGGCGUGGUAGCAGGCGGUGUAGGAGUAGGAGGAGGUGUUGGCCAAAAUAACAUGAUGAACAUGCGGGAUCGCCUUUUUCAUGCCAUUUACUUUCGUGUUGCGGCCACCUAUGCAGAGCUAGUGCCGCGCAAGGUACAACUGGCAAUUGAGUUCUUGCUACUGCUGAAGGCUUUGGUGUUCUUCUUCACCUUGGUGUACAUACAUACGGCAUUUAUAAAGAAUCCCUGCACCUGCCUGCAGGAUGUACAGAACUGGCCACGCGAUGGCGUUAUACGAGUGGAAAUAAUACCACACUUGACCGAGAAACGCGCCAUAUGGCAGCGCAUUAAAACCGAUCAGCAGCUGGUGCUGGCACUCAAGCAUACUUACCACUACGGCGUCGGACCGCAAACACUGGACAAUCACAACAGGCUGAAGCGCUACGAGACGAUAUUGCGCAAACUGGGCUUGCCGGUGCGUCCCAAUUUCGCCUAUGGCAACGAGAGCUUGUACUAUUAUUUCGAUGCCAUCAAUAUACUGGAUAGUUACGAUCAUCCCAGCGCAAUACCGAUCAAGGCUGACGACGAUGAUGAUGAGCAAUACAUAGUUGAGUAUUCGCUGGAAUAUGGACACCUGCGUCUGUCGGCAGACACGCGCAAGAGAUUGAACAUACCCGUGCUGACUGUGCAGCUGGAUCCGAAUACAAAUGCCUGCUUUGGGGAUAGACUGACUCGCUACCUGCUCAAGCGUUUGCUGGGCUAUGAUGAUUUGCUAAUGGCUUCGGUGCGCACUGUUGCCGAGAAGGAGGACAACAAGGGCUAUCUGCGCAACGUGAUCACCGGCGAGCAUUAUCGCUUUGUGUCCAUGUGGUGGGCUGCCUGGAGCAGCUAUCCAGCCGCAUUCAUUGUCAUGCUGCUAUUUACGUUUUCAGUGUCCAUGCUGCUGCGCUACUCGCAUCAUCAGAUCUUUGUGUUUAUAGUAGAUCUGCUGCAAAUGCUGGAGUACAAUGUGUCGGCACGUUUCCCCAUCGCGCCCCUAUUGACGGUCAUACUGGCGCUAGUAGGCAUGGAAGCGAUUAUGUCGGAGUUCUUCAAUGACACAACAACUGCUUUCUACAUAAUAUUGAUUGUCUGGAUCGCGGAUCAAUUUGAUGCCAUCUGCUGUCACACGAGCAUUACGAAACGCCAUUGGCUCAGAUUCUUCUACCUAUAUCAUUAUGCCUUCUAUGCGUAUCACUAUCGCUUCAGUGGACAAUAUCGUAGCCUGGCCCUGCUCUCGUCGUAUCUCUUCAUUCAGCACUCCAUGGUAUUCUUCUUUCAUCGGUACGAGCUGCCCGCCAUUAUGGCACAGCGUCAUGUCUUCUUCAUCACGCGAAAUCAAGCAAAUGCGGCAGCUGCUGCUGCCGCCGCUGCCGGCGGCGGUGGGGGCGGUAAUGGCGGCGCUGCUCCAGCGCCAGCUGUAGCUGGUCAACAGGCGGCGCUGCAACGUGCCCGUGUCAUUGUGAUGCGACUGUAUAGACAAUUGGCUGCCCAGCGUCAGGGCCAGGCAGCAGCAAAUGGAGCAGUUGGAGCAGGAGGGGCAGCAGCUGGUGGCGGCGGCGAUGCUGCACGAGCCGCACACAACAAUCCCAGCGCUGCGCUGGCAAAUGCUUUGGGUAAUUUGAGACGGCUGCCAUUGGUGGGGCACUGGUUGCACGGACGCGCCCAGUUUGCCACAGAACGACGGGUAUUCCUUGGCCGCGGCCAUGGUCAUGGACAGAUGAUGCAUGUCCGGCUGCAGCGCAUCAAUAUGGCCGAUAUACCUGGACUGCAGACGCGUGCGGCAGCGGCCGUAGCAGCAGCCAAUGCUGCCGCAGUGGCUGCCACAGCAGCAGCACAGGCAGCAGCCCAGGCAGCAGCAACAGCAGCCGCAGCAGCAGCAACAGCCGCCGUCGCAGCAGCGGCAACAACCGAAGAUGUCGAAUCAAAUCAUGGACAAGGACGAGACCAAGCGCCGGCAGCAGCAAACAGCAUCAAUGAUGCAGGAGUAACCGUGCGGGAGACGGCAGCAGCUGAGGCAGAAACAUUAGCUGUAGCUGGGGCAACAGCGGAAACAGCUCAGGCCAAGCAGCAUUCGGAGCAGGGUUUCGAUCUAGGGCAGGCAGGCGUGUCUAAGAUGUUGAAAAAUCUAAAUUCCGCUGCAGCGGAUAUUAUAAAUAUGCCGGAUACGCUUGAAACUACUACAGCAACAGCAACAGCAACAGCAAUAGCAGCAACAACAGCAACAGCAACAACAACAGCAGCAAUGGAAAGCCUGACUGAGUUACAGCCUCAGCUGCUGCCCACAUUGGGAAAGCAAUUAGCAAAUAAUUUGCCAGCUCAAAGAGCGCAGCAGACGCCGUCGUCAUCAGGUGAAAAGGAAAGCAGUUCAACUGACCAGCCGAGGCAGAACAAACCAGCAGCAGGAGAAGAAGCAGUCGCCUUCACGUCAAAACAAGCCGGAGCAGACGUCCAAGCAGCAGCAGCAGCAGCUUGGGCCAAUCCAAGCACAAUGAUGGAUGGCAGGCAAACAGUUGAUUUUAUAGAAGGCGACAGCUUCACGUCAACAGCAAAUUACAACGCAACAAACCACAUGCAGCAGCAGCAGCAGCAGCAGGAGGAGGAGGAGGCGCUGGAGGUGCUGCCUGCUAAGCUGAUGAAAACUCUACCGCAUACAUCAAACCAAGUGACAACAGCAGCAGAAGCCGCAACAACAGCCCACAACUGAGUAAGAAGACACAAAGCCCACAGGACAUUUGGUGGGCCGAGCGGGCGGGCAUUGAAGGGGUUAGCCCCAAAUUUAAACGGAAACCAACAACAAAAAGCCAGAUGUUAAGCGAACAUAUAAAAGAGCUAGGAAAUUUUAGAUAAUUUGCCGGGUGUACUUAUGUCUAGAGCAUGCUGAGCGAAUGUUACUCCAUGAGUAAGCGUGUCUGGGCGCGUGUGUGUGUGUGUGUGUGUGCGAGCGAAAGCGGGGGUGUGCGUGCGUCUGUGUGCGCGUGUAUCUAGACAAACUUUCUGAUUUUUGGUACGGUAAAAAAAAGUGAAAAAACUGUGUUACUUAGUGAUUUUUUUUAUUAUUUUUUUGUUUGUUUUUAACUACAGAAAUAAUGUUUGUUAGCCAUGGCAACGGAUCGCGAGGUUCAGCUCACUUUUUAAUUAGCUGCAGUUAAAAAAACUUGUUUUCCUUUCGUUUGCAAUAAUAAAAUAAAUAAACUUUAAAUAAACAACAA
Molecule: messenger RNA, 3801 nt
Organism: Drosophila hydei
Lineage: Eukaryota; Metazoa; Arthropoda; Insecta; Diptera; Drosophilidae
Product: membralin
Exons: 14
Coding region: 477-3296 (939 amino acids)
Biological process (GO): positive regulation of ERAD pathway; response to endoplasmic reticulum stress
Cellular component (GO): endoplasmic reticulum
Source: RefSeq, a predicted model, not a curated record